Molecule: messenger RNA, 1721 nt
Organism: Hirundo rustica (Barn swallow)
Lineage: Eukaryota; Metazoa; Chordata; Aves; Passeriformes; Hirundinidae
Gene: VSTM5
Product: V-set and transmembrane domain containing 5
Exons: 4
Coding region: 100-699 (199 amino acids)
Biological process (GO): filopodium assembly; positive regulation of excitatory synapse assembly
Cellular component (GO): axon; dendrite; plasma membrane
Source: RefSeq, a predicted model, not a curated record
AAGCGAGGGCGAGGCCUGGGGCAGGCAGCCCCCGGGGUCGGGCCGCGCCGGCCGGCCCAGCCACUUAAAUGCAACUCCUGAGACAUCGGCUUCCCGCUGAUGAGACCGCUGCAGGGCUCUCGAAGCCGGGGCGUCGUCGUGGGGACCGUCACCCUCUGCCUGGCCGCCGGGUGGGCUCUGCAGACUCCCGGAGGAGUGUCCUUAGUUGUCCCACAACCCAACAUCAAUGCAACAGUGGCACAAAACAUCCUCCUCUCAGUUGAAUACUCUUGCCGAGGCGUGGCCACCAUUGAGUGGAAGCAUGUGUCAAGCUGGGGCACCACCAGCAUUGUUGAGUGGAGAAGUGGGAAUUAUGUCAACAUAUCCACGGUCUACAAGGACAGAGUGACUACUUUUGAAAAUGGCUCUAUACAGCUUCGGAAUGUGGGCAUGAGAGAUGCCGGCUACUAUUUUGUCACUGUAAUGGAUGAGCAUGGAACCAAUGCCUAUGGCACCAUCAUAGUCAAUGUUUACGAGAUUAUCUAUGAAGAUUUGCAUUUUGUAGCAGUUCUCUUUGCAUUUCUUGCUGCAGUAUCUGCCAUUCUAAUCUGCUUCAUGUGGCUGUGUAAUAAAUCUCUGCAUCUAUUUCAGAAGAAGACAACAAACAAACUAACAGCAAGUACAACAGAAGAGAUUGAACUGGAAACCAUUGAGUGUUAGCCAAGGACUUGUAUCAUAAUAAAAAUAACAAUUCUACCUCAGGAGAAAGUAUUGUCCAAGAAAGCAAGAACAAACCUAGAAGAUAAAAUGUUUGUGACUACUGCAGAAACAUCCUGACUUGCAAAGUAAUUAAAUCAGCAGUGUCUGAGGGAGCUGUUUUGACCUGGUAGGUUUUCGGUUCUGCUAGUCAAGGUCAGAGUAAAAAAGAAUAUGCUUUCAUGCUGAGCAUGAACACAUUUUUGUGGCUAGCUAAUAAAAUCUACAACCUCUACUACUCUUAAAAACAACCAACCAACCAACCAAGCCUCUAAGAUCAACCCAUAAAGGAAAUUAUCGUGGUCUUGAAGGACACCUGCAUUUUGGAUACAGCAAGUCUCCUAUUACAGACAGUGGUCAUUAGCAUCUAUCAACAUAAUAAAUUAAAUAUCUAAUUACAGUAUUACAUAAAAAAAAUAAUUGCAAGCAUUAAAACCUGUUUAUUGCAUCUAUGCUGCUACUUUUGGGUGUAAGGAACUUCCUGAAGCUCUGAAGACAAAUUGCAAUUUUUCAUGAGACAAAAGUGACUUUGAAACAAUGCUGAGCUGGUCAAAGUUCUCCCACUUGCAUUUUCAAUUGUCUACACUGCCCCAGGAUGGAUGUUAACACACAUUUUAUGACAUUACUAGAGCAGGUGGUUGUACAAGGAACACUGGAGGCAGGCACUAAAGAGGACACUGUCUACAGAGAUUAAAGGGGUCAGAUAAAAUACUGACACACAACACCAGCAGGGUGGCAAAGUAAACUAAAACAGUAAACUAAGAGUUUUGUUGUGAAAGAUGUCAAGUCCUUUGCAAACUUAGCCCAGUGAUGAAGAAUCUGUUGGACAAGAAAAGUUAAAACAGCAUUACUUUGAAGUAUAGUACCUACAAAUACAGUUCUAAAAUUGCUUUUGUUGAAAAGCCACCUUUGCUUUCCCUGUGUUGUAAGAAAACACGAAGUGACCCAAUGUUUUCCUGAAUCUGCAUAUUGCACGUACUGCAAUU